Eruca vesicaria subsp. sativa (arugula) is the source of this 291-nucleotide messenger RNA. Lineage: Eukaryota; Viridiplantae; Streptophyta; Magnoliopsida; Brassicales; Brassicaceae. The record is from the annotation of a GenBank genome assembly.
AUGGCAUCGUCCGGCCUGACUCGAUCGGGAAGCGCGCCGCAGUUCCAUCUAGACGAGACGUGGAAGCUGUCAAAGAAAGACAGUUUCAGCGGCGGUGCGCCGAGGAUCACACGCUCCUCGUCAACUUCUUCUAUCCCCAUAAGUGGCGGCAAGAAGACACAGAAACAGGGGAGAUGCGCUUUUACUAGGAAGUGCGCGAAACUGGUUAGAGAACAGAGAGCUCGUUUCUACAUCAUGCGUAGAUGCGUAAUCAUGCUUAUUUGCUGGAGAGAUAAUUACUCCGACUCUUAA